Messenger RNA from Tupaia belangeri chinensis (Chinese tree shrew), 3119 nucleotides. RefSeq names its product VPS54 subunit of GARP complex (gene VPS54). Gene Ontology annotation, biological process: retrograde transport, endosome to Golgi; Golgi to vacuole transport. Gene Ontology annotation, molecular function: syntaxin binding. The coding region runs from base 18 to 2948 and encodes 976 amino acids. Gene Ontology annotation, cellular component: GARP complex. The transcript is spliced from 22 exons. The record is from RefSeq and is a predicted model, not a curated record. Lineage: Eukaryota; Metazoa; Chordata; Mammalia; Scandentia; Tupaiidae.
AGUGGUGAUUUUAUGCAAUGGCUUCAAGCCACAGUUCUUCACCAGUGCCUCAAGGAAGCAGCAGUGAUGUUUUCUUUAAAAAAGAGGUAGAUUCGACAAAACACAUUCGACCUGUACAGUCACUGCCAGAUGUGUGUCCCAAGGAACCCACAGGUGAUUCAAAUAGUUUAUGUGUUGCCCCAUCUCUAGUUACAGAUCAACAUAGAUGGACUAUAUAUCAUUCCAAAGUAAAUCUCCCAGCAGCAUUAAAUGAUCCUAGAUUAGCAAAAAGAGAAUCUGACUUCUUCACAAAAACAUGGGGAUUGGACUUUGUGGACACUGAAGUCAUACCUUCAUUCUACCUCCCACAGAUCAGCAAGGAACAUUUUACAGUAUACCAACAGGAAAUUUCUCAGCGAGAAAAGAUUCAUGAGAGAUGCAAGAAUAUUUGUCCUCCUAAAGAUACCUUUGACAGGACUCUUUUACAUACUCAUGAUAAAUCCAGGACAGAUCUGGAGCAAGUACCUAAGAUUUUUAUGAAACCAGAUUUUGCCUUGGACGAUUCCUUAACUUUUAAUUCAGUUUUACCAUGGUCUCAUUUUAAUACUGCUGGUGGAAAAGGAAAUCGUGAUGCAGCUUCCUCAAAGUUGCUUCAAGAAAAGCUGAGCCAUUAUCUGGAUAUUGUGGAAGUAAACAUUGCUCACCAGAUCUCUCUACGUUCAGAAGCAUUUUUUCAUGCAAUGACCUCUCAACAUGAAUUGCAGGACUACCUCAAGAAAACUUCCCAGGCUGUAAAAAUGCUUCGAGAUAAAAUUGCACAGAUUGAUAAAGUAAUGUGUGAAGGAUCACUACACAUUUUAAGACUGGCACUUACCAGAAAUAAUUGUGUUAAAGUAUACAAUAAACUGAAGUUAAUGGCCACUGUACACCAGACUCAGCCUACAGUACAGGUGUUACUGUCUACUUCCGAAUUUGUUGGAGCAUUGGACUUAAUAGCAACAACACAAGAGGUUCUACAGCAGGAACUUCAGGGCAUUCACAGUUUCCGGCAUUUGGGAUCACAGCUUUGUGAAUUAGAAAAAUUGAUAGAUAAAAUGAUGAUUGCAGAAUUUUCUACUUAUUCUCACAAUGACUUAAAUAGACCACUGGAAGAUGACUGCCAAGUUUUAGAAGAGGAAAGACUAGUAUCUCUUGUUUUUGGACUUUUAAAACAAAGAAAACUUAAUUUUUUAGAAAUGUAUGGUGAAGAAGUGAUUAUUACAGCAAAGAAUAUCAUUAAACAGUGUGUGAUUAAUAAAGUUUCACAAAUAGAAGAAAUAGACACAGAUGUCAUUGUGAAGCUUGCAGAUCAGAUGAGAAUGUUGAAUUUCCCCCAGUGGUUUGAUUUGCUAAAGGAUAUUUUCUCUAAGUUUACAAUUUUUCUACAGAGAGUUAAGGCAACGUUAAAUAUCAUUCACAGUGUUGUUCUCUCGGUUCUUGACAAAAACCAAAGGACUAGAGAAUUGGAGGAGAUUUCACAACAGAAGCAUGCUGCGAAAGAUAAUUCACUGGACACAGAGGUGGCUUAUUUAACCCAUGAAGGCAUGUUUAUAAGUGAUGCAUUCAGUGAGGGUGAAUUAACAUCUAUAGCAGUCGACACUACCUCUCAAAGAAAUGCAUCUCCAAAUAGUGAGCCCUGCAGCAGUGAUUCAGUAUCUGAACCAGAAUGUACUACUGAUUCUUCAUCAAGCAAAGAGCAGACAUCAUCAUCAGCUACUCCAGGAGGUGUGGAUAUUAUGGUCAGCGAAGACAUGAAAUUAACUGACUUAGAGCUAGGAAAGCUAGCAAAUAAUAUCCAGGAGUUAUUGUACAGUGCCUCAGAUAUAUGCCAUGAUCGGGCCGUCAAAUUUCUCAUGUCAAGAGCAAAGGAUGGCUUUCUUGAGAAGCUAAAUUCCAUGGAAUUUAUAACACUUUCUAGAUUAAUGGAAACAUUCAUUUUAGACACUGAACAGAUCUGUGGAAGAAAAAGCAUGUCAUUACUUGGAGCACUUCAAAGCCAAGCUAAUAAAUUUGUUAAUAGGUUUCAUGAAGAGAGAAAAACCAAGCUCAGCAGCCUCCUGUUAGACAAUGAGCGCUGGAAACAAGCUGAUGUUCCUGCAGAAUUUCAGGAUCUUGUUGAUUCUAUAUCAGAUGGAAAAAUUGCUUUACCUGAAAAAAAGUCAGGGGAAGAAAGAAAACCAGCGGAAGUUCUCAUUGUUGAGGGGCAACAGUAUGCUGUUGUUGGAACUGUAUUGCUGUUAAUAAGAAUUAUCCUUGAAUAUUGCCAGUGUGUGGAUAACAUCCCAUCUGUUACUACUGACAUGCUUACUCGUCUGUCAGAUUUAUUAAAGUACUUCAAUUCAAGAAGUUGCCAGUUGGUUCUUGGAGCUGGUGCACUGCAAGUUGUUGGACUGAAAACAAUAACUACAAAAAAUUUGGCUCUUUCUUCCCGAUGUUUGCAGUUAAUCGUGCACUACAUUCCUGUGAUCCGGGCUCAUUUUGCAGCUCGAUUACCACCUAAGCAAUACAGCAUGCUUAGGCAUUUUGAUCAUAUCACUAAGGACUACCAUGAUCACAUAGCCGAAAUAUCAGCAAAGCUUGUAGCGAUAAUGGAUAGCUUAUUUGACAAGCUGUUAUCCAAGUAUGAAGUGAAAGCUCCCGUUCCUUCUGCCUGUUUCAGGAAUAUUUGUAAGCAAAUGGCAAAAAUGCAUGAAGCUAUAUUUGAUCUCCUUCCAGAAGAACAAACACAGAUGUUAUUUUUAAGAAUUAAUGCAAGUUACAAACUCCACUUGAAAAAGCAGUUAUCUCACUUAAAUGUGAUAAAUGAUGGAGGACCUCAGAAUGGGUUGGUCACAGCUGAUGUAGCUUUUUACACUGGAAAUCUUCAAGCCUUAAAAGGUCUUAAAGAUUUGGACCUAAAUAUGGCCGAGAUCUGGGAACAGAAGAGGUGAUGACAGACUGGAAAACUGGGUAGCUCAUCUGACCACAGGAUGUGUAUGUUUAUGAAGAAAAUCUGGAUGCCUGGGAUUGGAGAACUAAGCCUGGAACCCAAAGUGAGCUGGGGUGGGGGAAGGGGAAGAGGAAAGCAUCGGUGUCGAGAAACUGGAUUCAGUGGGAUUUAC